Molecule: messenger RNA, 2634 nt
Organism: Carassius gibelio (silver crucian carp)
Lineage: Eukaryota; Metazoa; Chordata; Actinopteri; Cypriniformes; Cyprinidae
Product: diacylglycerol O-acyltransferase 1-like
Exons: 17
Coding region: 249-1760 (503 amino acids)
Biological process (GO): triglyceride biosynthetic process
Cellular component (GO): endoplasmic reticulum membrane
Molecular function (GO): diacylglycerol O-acyltransferase activity
Source: RefSeq, a predicted model, not a curated record
CGGAACUAGAUCCGGGGGAAAGUCGUAAACCUCCCCGAGACUCGUGUUUUUAUCAAACGUGCUGAAGUCCACGAACAUCUAUUUGAGUCAAACUGCGUUAUUACCAAUCUUGCGUCAGUCUAGAGCUUGCAAAACUGGGGCUUUGAGCAAAAUCUUGUUUUUCCGGUCGCAGAGCCAAAUGAAACUCCAGCGUGAACUCGGCUUACUUCAUUUGUUUGCUAAAGGCUUGCUGUAAAUUUGCUGGAAUCAUGACUGACAAUGGUGAUUUUGGGCCCAUCACACGGAACCGUAGACGCGCGACCAUCACGAGCGCAAAGAGCGAGACUGUGAAACACCGAAACGGCGCGACCGCAUCAGCCAGUGAUCUCACAAGCGGAGCCAAGGCGCGGGAAUCUUUCACCAAAACCUUAAAACUAAACGAAGACAGCAAACAGAAAUGCGAUCGCUACGACAGAAUGAGUUGCCACAAGUUGCAGGAAUCAAUGCUGAGUUCUGCAAGCGGCUUCAAAAAUUACAGAGGCAUCCUGAACUGGUGUGUGGUAAUGCUGGUUUUGAGCAAUGCACGCCUCUUCUUGGAAAACCUUCUCAGGUAUGGCAUUUUGGUGGACCCCAUUCAAGUGGUGUCAUUGUUCCUCAAGGACCCUUAUAGCUGGCCUGCUGCGUGCCUUGUCCUUGUUUCUAAUGUUUUUAUAUUUGUGGCGUUGUACACCGAGAGAAAACUAGCCAUGGGGUCAAUCAGUGAGAAGGCCGGCCUGCUGAUCUAUAUUUUUAAUUUAACAGUCAUCUUGUGUUUUCCGGUGGUUGUUGUGUUGAAGCUGCCAUCUAUUACACCAGUUGGAGGGGCAUUUGCUUUGGGAGUCUACACCAUCCUGUUUUUGAAAAUGUACUCCUAUAAGGAUGUUAAUAGGUGGUGCAGAGAGAGAACACAAGUGAAGGCCCGCAGCCUCUCCAGAUCUCUUUCAUGUCCAUCAUCUCCAUCUGCGUCCAGCCGUAUGCAGUCACAUGUGUCUUACCCAGGAAAUCUCUCUCUCAGGGAUAUGUAUUAUUUUGUUUUUGCUCCAACCCUGUGCUAUGAGCUCAAUUUUCCCCGCUCUGAAUCCAUCCGAAUGGGAUUUCUGCUCAGGAGGCUCUUUGAGAUGUUGCUCCUCACUCAGUUAUUAGUUGGUUUAACGCAGCAGUGGAUGGUGCCAAUCAUUCGGAGUUCAAUGAAGCCAUUGCAGGAAAUGGACUACAGUAGAAUGACAGAGCGUCUGCUUAGACUAGCAGUGCCCAACCAUCUCAUCUGGUUGAUUUUCUUCUACUGUUUUUUCCAUUCCUCAAUGAACUUUGUGGCUGAGAUAUUGAGGUUUGGAGAUCGGGAAUUCUACCGUGACUGGUGGAACUCCGAGACAAUAACGUACUUCUGGCAAAACUGGAAUAUUCCCGUGCACAAGUGGUGUCUCCGGCACUUUUACAAGCCGUUGCUGAGAAGAGGUGCUGGCAAGUUACUGAGCCAAUCAGCUGUAUUUUUCGCCUCUGCUUUUUUUCACGAGUACCUGGUCAGUGUCCCUCUAAGGAUGUUCAGACUGUGGGCGUUUAUGGGCAUGAUGGCACAGCUCCCACUGGCAUGGUUUGUGGCCAGGUUUCUUCGUGGAAAUUAUGGAAACGCUGCUGUGUGGCUAUCACUCAUUAUUGGUCAACCUAUUGCAGUUCUGAUGUAUGUUCAUGACUACUAUGUUACCCACUGCCAGGACGACCCCACAAUCACUGAAGCUCUGUAAUCACACAAAGUUGUGGACUCGGCUAAGCAGCUAGACUUCUGCAUAUUCCAAAGGUACUAAUGGGAGUGAUACAAUUGAAGAGUCCUGACUCCCGGCAGUCAGAUUUCCAUGAAGUCUUCAAAUAAACUCCUAGCUCUAGGCUAUGUUUAAACCUUUAUGAAAAAUGACAACAGCCAGUCUAUGGAAAUCUUUUCUAGAAAUGCAAGAAGAAAGCACAAGGGUCUAUAAGCUUCUGAAUGUGACUUCACAGGUGUUGAUUGUUCAUUUUUUUACUUGCUCAUUACUAAAUGAAACUGUCCUGAUUUUUUUGAGAGUGUGUUUUAUGCAUUACUAGCAGGACCUCCUGUUCAGGAGACUUUCUAACACUCAGGUCCAUAUUCUGGUCAUUCUUUUUUCUUCUCUUUUUUAGCAUUUUAACACAUGCCUUUAGUUCAAAUAUUGUGAAAACUCCUUAAACUGGACAUUAAUCCUGUAUAAAUAUAUGUUGUUGUUUUUUUUUUUUUUGUUUUUUUUACUAAAUGCCACUACAUAUAUCGAUAGAAUAUGCAAGGAGAGCAUGUACAGACAGAAAUAUGCAUUUUUAUUUUAUUUUAUGAAUACAUUUUUAAACCCAUAUGUGAGCAAACACUUUGUUUAUGUAUGUUUUUUUGCAAAGGGAAACGAGAGAAAAUGUUUGUAAAAUCCGUUCAUGUUACGUCCAUAUGUUUUAAUUGAUAUUUGUUGCAAUAAUUUUGAAUUGCAUUUUUAUGUCUCUAAACUGUUGUUCAAAAGUGCUGAGAUGCCAUCUGCGCUCAGUUAUGGGCAUUAUGGGACCUGUUCAUCAAAAGUGCGCCGCCCUGUGGCGAAUGUUGAGAAUAAACAACCCUGCAAACGA